UGGUGGUGGAACUGCCUGGUGCUUCUCGUUGUGAGGAGCCAAUAAUGUCAACCAAUAGCGAACAGAAGAACCGAACCACCGACCCAUGGCAGCAACCAGGGGUCCAGGGCAUUGAGGGUAGGCACCUCCCGGUCGUUGCUUCCCCAUCGGCUUGUUCCGUCGUGCAGAGCCUCCUCUCUCCUCCUCCAUCUCCAUCUCUGUUCUCCAUCGCUGUUCUCCAUCGGGGUCCUCUGCUUCAAUACACGUUCACGUUCACAUUCACUUCAUCACAUAAACGCGACAGGAUCGUUUUCAAAUAUAGAGUCAAUUUCAACUGCCAUUACUACCAACUUGGAAUUCCAUUCGCUUGCUUCGGAUUGUAUUUCGUCCACCAUAUCCUCUCCAUAAUGCUAAAUGAAUAGCUAACUAUCUAUACGCCUCAGUUUCUAUGCAUUCGCUGCAAAAGUGUCCAAUCUAGUCAACUCCUAUAAUGCUUGGUAUACUAAUAUCAUCCUCAAUCAAACCUGAACUCCAUCCAUGCGGGUUAACAUGCUAAGGAACCCGUGUCUGUAUGCUACAGAAUGAAAUCUUCGGCCUACUCCGCUUCCCAACGCGCAUUUCUUUUCCUGUUUCCC
This is a messenger RNA of Eremomyces bilateralis CBS 781.70, 614 nucleotides long. RefSeq lists its product as uncharacterized. Bases 45 to 401 code for a protein of 118 amino acids. The record is from RefSeq and is a predicted model, not a curated record. Lineage: Eukaryota; Fungi; Ascomycota; Dothideomycetes; Eremomycetales; Eremomycetaceae. The transcript has a single exon.